Molecule: messenger RNA, 7639 nt
Organism: Morone saxatilis (striped sea-bass)
Lineage: Eukaryota; Metazoa; Chordata; Actinopteri; Moronidae
Gene: rims2a
Product: regulating synaptic membrane exocytosis 2a
Biological process (GO): regulation of synaptic plasticity; intracellular protein transport; regulation of membrane potential
Cellular component (GO): cytoskeleton of presynaptic active zone; presynaptic membrane
Molecular function (GO): small GTPase binding; transmembrane transporter binding
Source: RefSeq, a predicted model, not a curated record
AUGUCUGCUCCACACGGGCCCCGGGGCGGCCCUGGCCCUGCUGCUGCUGCUGCUGCUCCUGCCUCAGCGGCCGGCGCCAUGCCGGAGAUGCCGGACCUCAGCCACCUCACCGAGGAGGAGAGGAAGAUCAUCCUCGGUGUCAUGGACCGACAGAAGAAGGAGGAAGCGAAGGAACAGUCGAUGUUAAAGAUCAAAGAAGAACCAAAGCCUCAGCCGGCACAGUGGUUUAGUGGGAUCACUGAGCUGGUAAAUAACGUCCUUCAGCCCCAGCAAAAGUCCCAAAAUGACAAGGAGCCAGAGCCAGACGCGAAGUUGCACCAGCAGUUUGAGUCUUAUAAGGACCAGGUUAAGAAGAUGGGGGAGGAGACUAAGCCGGUUCAGGACCAGAAGAGUGAAGCCCCAACCUGCGGGAUAUGCCACAAAACCAAGUUUGCCGAUGGCUGUGGCCACCUCUGUUCAUAUUGCCAAACGAAAUUCUGUGCUCGGUGCGGAGGACGAGUGUCUCUGCGGUCAAAUAAGGUUAUGUGGGUAUGCAACUUGUGCCGAAAACAACAAGAAAUCCUCACCAAAUCGGGGGCGUGGUUCUACGGCUCGGGGCCUGGUCAGGUGCGGGGCGUGUUUGAGGGCGGGCCGCAGGGAAAGAAGGCCAAACUGCAGGACCCGUCCCUGUACCCCUACCAGGGAGCCUCAGGGGACUUGACACCAGCGUCAGACAGAAGCAGACCUCACGGCGGGCUCCUGCCCAGACAGGCGUCCCUUGACAACGGUUCGGGACUGAGGUACUCGGUACCCGGUGACGCACCCAUAGACAGGAAACGAAGCCCAUCUGCAUCCAGGGAUCCAAACCAAAAAUACGACCAAAGGGAGGGGGGUGACCACUCACAGUAUGCCCCGACGGACGGCGGCAUGCCCAGAUCACCGUCUGACUAUGGGGAUGGGGACCCUCGGCGGGCUCCGCGGGGCCCACACAUGUACCCAGAUGUGGAUGCGGCACGGAUGGGCUACCGGGACCGGCGGGGCCCGGGACGCUGGCACUCCCAGGAAUACCCGCUGGACCAGGAGCUAGAUGGACCACCCAGCGAGUAUGACCUCCAGCGGCAGCGGCAGGAGGAAUUCCAGGCGCGCUAUCGCAGCGACCCCAACCUGGCACGCUAUCCUGUUAAGCCACAGCCGUACGAGGAGCAGAUGAGGAUGCACGCUGAGGUGGGACGCCUGAGGCACGAACGGCGUCAUAGUGAUGUCUCCCUGGCCUACACGGAGCAGGAUGAGCCAGGCCCCAUCCGGCUGUCCCGUCAGCAUCUCACCGAGCGCCGGCCGCCUAUGGUGGGACAGCGCUCCUACUCCGUCGACCGCUCCUCCCCUGGGCCAAUGGGUCCCGGCCUCGGAGGCCACAGAACAUCUAACCACAGCCCCCCAACGCCGCACCGUAGCCCUGUGUUGGGUGACCGAUCUGGUGACCUGCGGAGAGGUGACCUGGGUGGGGAUCCCAUGAGGAGGCAGCAACACCACUUGGACCCCAGUUCAGCUGUCCGCAAGACUAAGAGGGAGAAGAUGGAGAGCAUGUUGAGGAACGACUCUCUCAGCUCGGACCAGUCAGAGUCUGUGCGCCCGCCGCCCCCCAAGCCCCACAAAACCAAAAAGGGAGGAAAGAUGCGGCAGGUGUCGCUGAGCAGCUCGGAGGAGGAGCUGGCCACCACACCGGAGUACACCAGCUGUGAGGAUGUGGAGAUAGAGAGUGAGUCAGUCAGUGAGAAAGGGGACAGUCAAAGGGGAAAAAGAAAAACUAUUGAGCAGACAUUUAUGUCCGAGCCGACACACACCUUAUCUGAGAGGCAAAAGAAAAUGGUGCGCUUUGGGGGACACUCAUUUGAAGAGGACUUGGCAUGGUGUGAACCGCAGGUUAAAGACUCGGGAGUUGAUACGUGCAGUAGCACUACCCUAAACGAGGAGCAUAGCCAUAGUGAGAAGCACCCGGUGACGUGGCAGCCGUCCAAAGAUGGGGAUCGCCUAAUAGGGCGUAUUUUACUCAAUAAGCGCAUGAAAGAUGGAAGUGUGCCUCGAGACUCAGGAGCUCUGCUUGGUCUGAAGGUGGUGGGAGGCAAGAUGACAGAAUCUGGUAGACUUUGUGCUUUUAUCACUAAAGUGAGGAAAGGAAGUCUAGCAGACACUGUUGGACACCUCAGACCCGGUGACCAGGUGCUGGGGAGUGGAAUGGGGAAGCUUUGUACGGAAGGGAGCCACAUUUAAGAAGUUUACAAUAUCAUACUAGAAUCUAAGCCUGAGCGCAAGGUGGAUCUGGUGGUCUCACGGCCUAUAGGGGUGAGGCUGCAAGAUAUUCCAAGGAUACCAGACAGCACACAUGCACAACUGGAAUCAAGUUCGAGUUCUUUUGAGUCUCAGAAGAUGGAUCGCCCAUCCAUCUCCGUCACGUCCCCCAUGAGUCCCAGCAUGCUGAGGGACGCCCCCCAGUACCUGUCAGGACAGCUCUCAAGCCAAAGCCUUAGUAGAAGAACAACGCCUUUUGCCCCUAGGGUCCAGGUCAAACUGUGGUAUGACAAAGUGGGCCAUCAGCUAAUCGUCACCAUCCUGGGCGCCAAAGACCUGCCACCCAGGGAAGACGGCCGGCCCAGGAACCCUUAUGUCAAAAUCUACUUCCUCCCUGAUAGAAGCGACAAAAGCAAGAGAAGAACAAAAACGGUAAAGAAAUCCUUAGAGCCCAAAUGGAACCAGACCUUUAUGUAUUCGCCGGUGCACCGGCGGGAGUUUCGGGAGCGCAUGCUGGAGAUCACAUUGUGGGACCAAGCCAGGGUGAGGGAGGAGGAGAGCGAAUUCCUGGGAGAGAUCCUUAUUGAGCUGGAGACAGCUCUUCUAGAUGACGAGCCACACUGGUACAAGCUACAAACCCACGAUGUGUCCUCCAUCCCGCUCCCACGUGCCUCCCCGAAUGCACAGCGCAGGCAGCUCCAUGGAGAGAGUCCAACGCGGCGGCUGCAGAACAAAGGCUCAUAUUCAUACAACUCAGGAUCCCAGAGGAUAAGUGACAGUGAGAUCUCAGACUACGAUUGCGAAGAUGGUGUCGGGGUAAUAACAGACUACCGACCAAAUGGCAGAGACUUCCAGAGCUCCACACUGUCUGUCCCUGAGCAGGUGAUGUCGUCCAACCACUGCUCUCGAUCGGCUGAUAUUAACCGGGCGCGGUCGCGCUCUCCCAGCGUUCCCCCACCCUCCAGCAGAAGUCUGGACCCGGCCUUUGACCUUAGGCCUUCUCAGUACAGCUCCUCCACUAGAGUGGACCACCACAGUGUGUCAGAAGAUAACUACUCACCUGACAGCCGCAACCAUCGUGUGUACCCAAUCUGCCGAGAGGAAGCAGUCAGGUUACUGCGUUCCACUAGGAUGGCCCGUGCCUAUUCUGAGGGCGCCUACUCCUCCGACUAUGACUAUGAGAGGAACCACGGAGCCAUGGAUAGACACGAGUAUCACAGCAGGUCCCGCUCUGCAGACCAGCGGCCCACUAUAGAGCGCCCCACAUCCCGCUCGCGCUCCACUGAACGCCCCCACGACUCUUCGCUCAUGAGGUCCAUGCCGUCUCUGCCAUCUGGGAGGUCCGCCCCCCCCUCACCUGCCUUGACGAGGGCGCAUCCUCGUAGUGGAUCAGUCCAGACCAGUCCCACCAGUACCCCCAUGUCCAGUAGACGAGGACGCCAACUACCACAACUUCCACCUACGGGGAAAGACAGAAAAGAUGGAGACGAAGGAACAGAGCCUUGUGAAGGUAUGGACAUGGAAGAGAGGACCAGGCAGAUGAAAUUGAAUAUGAACAAGUACAAGCAGGGAGCAGGCUCUGACUCCAGGCUGGAGCAGGACUACCACAAGCGUUCAGGCAGAGAUCCACGGGGCUCAGAUAACCUGUCAGCCAAGUCAUCUGACAGUGAUGUAAGCGACGUGUCCGCUGUGUCGAGAACCAGUAGUGCCUCUCGGUUCAGCAGCACGAGCUACAUGUCUGUCCAAUCAGAAAGGCCGCAAGGAAACCGCAAGAUCCGCCAGUUGCGAUCAAGGAGCCAGUCUCGGGAGGGGGAUGAGCAGUUAGGAGAAGUGCUAGAGGAGGAGGAGGCAGGUGGGGGAGGAGGAGAAAAAGGGAGAAGGUUCAGUAAAGAGGGGAGAUCGCAGGGAGGAAGGAAGGGAUCGGGGGGGAAGGUAGACACAGACAAGGAGCAUCAGGAGGAUUUGGUGGAGAAAGAAGAGGACUUGCACCAAAGGAGUAUCUCAGAGACUGACCUCAGUGACUUUGCAUCCAAAAUGAAAAACAGGCAAAUGGGCUCGUCGGGUGGACUAAACAUGACCAAGAGCACAAGCAUCAGCGGCGACAUGUGUAACCUGGAGAAGACGGACGGCAGCCAGUCAGACACGGCGGUCGGCACGGUAGGCACUGACGAGAAGAAGAGGCGCUCCAGCAUUGGUGCCAAAAUGCAGGCCAUGGUUGGCAUGUCACGCAAGAGCCGGAGCACCUCUCAGCUCAGCCAAACAGAAGCGGGAGGUAAGAAGUUACGCAGCACGAUCCAGAGGAGUACAGAGACGGGCCUGGCGGUGGAGAUGAGGAGCAGGAUGACUCGGCAGGCCAGCCGGGAGUCCACAGACGGCAGCAUGAACAGCUACAGCUCCGAGGGAAAUCUUAUCUUCCCCGGUGUGAGGCUCUCCUCAGAUGCCCAGUUCAGUGACUUCCUGGAUGGUCUCGGCCCCGCCCAGCUGGUCGGACGACAGACGUUGGCUACUCCACCUAUGGGUGACAUUCAGAUCGGUAUGGUGGACAAGAAAGGAGCACUGGAGGUGGAGAUCAUCAGAGCCCGUAGCCUUGUGGGAAAACCAGGUUCCAAGGCACUGCCAGCACCAUAUGUAAAGGUCUACCUUUUGGAAAAUGGAGUUUGCAUAGCCAAAAAGAAAACAAAAGUAGCAAGAAAAACCUUGGAUCCUCUUUACCAGCAGCAACUGCCGUUUGAGGAGAGUCCGGGAGGGAAGGUUUUACAGGUCAUUGUUUGGGGCGACUAUGGACGUAUGGACCAUAAAUCAUUCAUGGGAGCAGUUCAGAUACUGUUAGAUGAGCUGGACCUGUCCAACAUGGUGAUUGGCUGGUUUAAGCUCUUUCCUCCUUCCUCACUGGUGGACCCUACUCUGGCCCCACUGACAAGAAGAGCUUCCCAAUCCUCUCUGGACAGUUUCUCUCGAUCAUAGCAGCGUGUGGACUGAUAGCGUUGUUGUAGCAGCCAGUGUUGCGAUUACAGGUCACGCCCCCCGGUUACACUGCAUGCUUGAUGUUGUGUCUUCUGAGCCUGUUUCUAGGGGUGCAAACGUGAUCCUGUGUUUUAAGCAAAAACGUCGCACACAUUGUGCACGUGGCGAAGCGUGUUACAAGCGCCUGGCGGCCGGGAUUGCCGGGUGUUGUUGUUGUUGUUUGGAGGAAGCUGGAAUGAACUCCUUAGCACGAGGAAUCUGUCAGUUCCAGGUUUUCAUCCAAUUCGAAGCCAUGGGGGUCAGUACUGGGAACCGCUAAAAGAGUUCUACAGAAGCCCUUUUCGAAUGAAAAAUAAAUGUUUUGCUUUGAUUAUUUUUUUUUGUUUUUAUUUUCAUUUAUUUUCUUUUUUUUUCUUUUAAUGUCAAUGUACUUGUAUCUGAAAGGGGAGACAAUGUUUCUAACCAGAUGCUUGGUCACGCCACGCCAACAGACCUAGCUGUGUAGAUGGAGUUUUGGAGACCAUCACUUUGGGUGAGGUGUGUCCCAGCUUGUAUCCACACUCCCCCCCACCCCCAAAAAAAGAAAAAAAAAUGCCCCCAUACUCUAUGGUUUAUGUACUGAAUCAAACCGUACUGGUAAACCACCGGAAAGACUUCAAAGUUAAUCAGAGGCAAUACUGAAGUGGCUAAGAUCAACACUCCAGAAUAUACAGUAACGAUCCCAACCCCAUGAAAAGAUGUACAAUCUACCAUCAUUAUUUCUCUGUUGAUAUAUUGUAUGAAAAUUAAAUGAGAAUUUUUUUUUUCCUUUUUAGUUCAUUUGCAUGGACACAAAUUUAGCUGAAUUAAAAAAAGAAAAGAAAAUUAUUUUCUUGAGGCUGCAACUUGCAAAAAAGAUGAAGAAAAAUAAAUAAAACAGAUCAGCCAUUUUCAACAAUUUAUAUUAUUUUUAAAGAUAAAUUUCACUAGUGCAUGGUUUUCAAGGGGAGUGAAUGCAACAUCAUGAUUAAAAAAAAGACAUUGUUUAUCAUUCUUUAGACCAUUCAUGAGUCUGUGUUUUGCAGACAUGCAGAUAAGGGAAACUUAAAGGAAACUUUUGGAGUUAUUUAACAGAAAAUGUUUAUGUGACAAAAAGUGAUAAUGAGAAUAAAUGUAAAUUAUUUAUUUCAUUGUAAAAGGCACACGCCUUAUGAAGAUAAACAUUAUGUGCAAAUUGUACAUGUUUCUCUUUUUUUUCCUUGUCCCAGGGUACUUCUCAUUGUACUAUUCAUUGCUACCAUUGUUCAGUCCCCUGAUAUUGUCCAGAUUUUAGGACUGUUGGUUAUUUUACAGUUCUGUAUUGUUUCAGUAUGUAUUUUAUUUUGGAUUUGAUUUGUUUAACAAGCAUGUUGAAAAGGAUUUUCUGCAACAUGGCUUGGGCACACCUUACAGUAACUCAGCAUGUUUUGAUAAAGAUGAUAUUUGGAAUUUUUGCAGUUUCUUGUACAGUGCAUGUCAACUUCAUUACGUUUCUCCCUCACCUUAAAUUGAACUCUACAGCAAAUUAGUUCUUGGUCUUCCACGGCCAAUUAUUGAAGUUUUAACAAAAACAUUCCACCCCAAGGUCAUAUUUUCUUUCAGGUUUUUGAGAAAAAAAAAAGUGACAAGGAAAAUAUUUUAUAUUUAAUGGAGGUUGACGAAACAGUUGUGAUUGCAAGUGUAUUUUAUUUCAGUAUUGUUGACGAACAUGCAAAAAUAAUCUGUAUUGGUACAGCAAGAAGUCUAUACCUAAUCAAGAGGCAGCAAAGAUGCAAGAGAUGUAUGUUGCUGUGGUUCAAUUUUACAGGCACUGUUUGUGAAGAUGAGCUAAUCACAAGUUCAAAUAACAAGGGAUAUUGCCACAGAAAAUGUUUUUUUCUUGUUUUAAUGAAAAUGAAAUUAAUUUACUAUAUUUUUGUUAGUUUUAUUUAAAAGCCAAGACCAGUUUAUUUUUUAUUUUCUAUUUUUAGUAAUUAUAAAUACUUCUCAUGUCUGGGAAGUAUAUGAAUCUUAUAGUUGCAGUAUGUCUGAAUGAAAUUGAAUUGAGGCAUUAUUCCUUUUCCAUGACGAUAAAGCGUUUUAAUGUCCAAGAAAACCUUGUCGCUGUAACAAGCUACAGUAUAUAUUUUCAUUUUCAUUUUCAUUGUACAUACCUUUAGAUGUCAGAAUUUGAAUAAACAUGCUACCAUGAAUAGAUUGAUAGACUCUUUUGGAACAGGAAAAAUGCCUCACAUGAUGACAAAGACAUAUGUUAUUUAUCCUUUUGAAUGCCUUUUAAUUUUCUCUUUUUGGUGCAAUGUGUUAAUGCCAAGGCUAUGUCUUGGUUAAGUAUGGUUGAGUACAGAGAUUUAUGUAAGUUAUUUUUCAAAUUAAAAAUAAAAAAUUGAUAUUA